This is a messenger RNA of Carassius gibelio (silver crucian carp), 1201 nucleotides long. RefSeq names its product spermatogenesis-associated serine-rich protein 2. Gene Ontology annotation, cellular component: cytoplasm. The record is from RefSeq and is a predicted model, not a curated record. Gene Ontology annotation, molecular function: protein binding. NCBI's taxonomy places the organism in Eukaryota, Metazoa, Chordata, Actinopteri, Cypriniformes, Cyprinidae.
UUGCAUAAACACAGACAGGUUUCUGAGUAAACCGCAUCCUCCGCAGCGGUGAUCUGCGCGUGCUGAAUGAGUGCUUGUUUGACACCUGUCAAUCAUUAGGGUCACGUGUGCAGUGCCACAUAAGCGCUCCGGGGUUCGGUCCCGCUUCCGGUGCUUUGAGCGGCUCCGGUUCCGCUUGUGUUCUUCUGGACGCUGCUCGGAUCCGGUUCCGAGUCGUGGGAAGGUUCCGAGUGUGUACGAGAGAUGAAUGCGGAUUCACCUGUUCAGGUGCGCGUGUGCUGACGCCGCGUGACGCUCCGGUUGCGUCGCCGCUGCUGGGAACGGGCGUGUACGUCAAACCGAGCAAUUGUGACUGUCUGAGGAGGAGGAUGGCGAGGAAGAGCGGUUAUAAAGAUGUGUCAGGAGUGGUGUUCGACACGCACUCAAAAAUGGUCAUGUCUCAAGGAGGAUCGUUCGAGAAUAUGAAGGAAAAGAUAAACGCCGUGCGAGCUGUGGUUCCCAACAAGAGCAAUAAUGAGAUCACUCUGGUGCUGCAGCACUUCGAGAACAGCGUGGAUCGAGCGGUGCAGGCGUUUGUGGAAGGCGGGGCUGUGGAGAUCCUGAAGGAGUGGAGUGUCACUGGGAAAAAGAAGCCAAAGAAGAAAAAGAAGCCCAAAGCCCAAAGCGACGCUCCUGCAGACGUGACCCCUGCAGACGUGACCCCAGACGUGACCCCAGACACUGAGGGUCAGGAAGCAGUUAAUGGUUUCCAUGCCAACGGUUCGGAGGCGGCGGAUGCUGAAUCUCUGGAUUCUCUGAGCGAGCAGCUGGACUCCGUCUCUCUGGACGCUGUGGAGCUCGACUCGGAGAGUGCUGUCCCUGAGGCUUCGGAGGCCACAGCCGCAGUUGGAGGUGUGCUGCCCACUUCAAGCCCCGCCCCUCAGCCCAGCACCAAUCACGGAGCACGACAGAACCAUCACAGAACCAGUAACAAAUCUCAAACCAGGCCUGUGUCCAGCUCCCACAAUCCCUCUGUGCCCACUCCGUCCGACGACACGCAGCGAGGUCCUGCCGGCAAAAAGAUCGGGCCAAAUGUGGAUCGAUCUGUGAAGGACCUGCAGCGAUGUGCGGCGUCACUGUCACGCUACAGAGUCUUGGUGAAAGACGAGAUGGACUCCUCCAUCAAGAGCAUGAAGCAGACGUUUGCUGAGCUGCAGAGCUG